CUAAGGGUCACCACCCUGUCAGGACUCGGCUCUACCCGUACUGCAGACCCCAGAGCCCGGCAGCUGGCCUCCGGGAACAGUAGUGCUGUGGCCACCAGAACCGCUGGACUGUAAGGUAAAGAAGUCACUUAAGUAAAUGUGUAUCCCUUGUUUUUUGCUUCAACUUGACCAAGCAGACCUGUCAAAAAGGCCAACUUGAGAAGCUGCCAACCAUGAAUGACUCUGAAGAUCCCCCUGAGUCCUACGACUUCGACCUCAUCAUCAUCGGAGGAGGCUCGGGAGGCCUGGCCGCAGCUAAGGAGGCGGCCAAAUUUGACAAGAAGGUGCUGGUCUUGGAUUUUGUCACACCAACUCCUCUCGGAACUCGAUGGGGUCUCGGGGGAACAUGCGUGAACGUGGGCUGCAUCCCGAAGAAGCUGAUGCACCAGGCAGCUCUGCUGGGGCAGGCCCUGAAGGACUCCCCCAACUAUGGAUGGAAAAUCGAGGACACAGUCAAGCACGACUGGGAGAAGAUGACGGAGUCAGUGCAGAACCACAUUGGCUCGCUGAACUGGGGCUACCGGGUAGCUCUCCGGGAGAAGAAGGUCGUCUAUGAGAACGCUUACGGGAAGUUCAUUGGUCCGCAUAGGAUUAAGGCAACAAACAACAAAGGGAAAGAAAAGGUGUAUUCAGCCGAGCGGUUUCUCAUCGCCACGGGUGAAAGGCCGCGCUACCUGGGCAUCCCCGGAGACAAGGAGUACUGCAUCAGCAGUGACGAUCUCUUCUCCCUGCCUUACUGCCCGGGGAAGACCCUAGUGGUCGGAGCGUCCUAUGUUGCUCUGGAAUGUGCAGGGUUUCUCGCUGGUAUCGGCUUAGAUGUCACCGUGAUGGUGCGGUCCAUUCUCCUUCGAGGGUUUGACCAGGACAUGGCCAACAAAAUUGGAGAGCACAUGGAAGAACAUGGCAUCAAGUUCAUAAGACAGUUCGUUCCGAUUAAAGUUGAACAAAUUGAAGCAGGGACUCCAGGCCGACUCAGGGUAACUGCUAAGUCCACGACCAGUGAAGAGACCAUUGAAGACGAAUUUAACACAGUGUUGCUGGCAGUAGGAAGAGAUUCUUGUACGAGAACCAUUGGCUUAGAGACGGUGGGCGUGAAGAUCAAUGAGAAGACUGGAAAGAUACCUGUCACGGAUGAAGAGCAGACCAAUGUGCCUUACAUCUAUGCUAUUGGCGACAUUCUGGAGGGGAAGCUGGAGCUGACACCGGUGGCCAUCCAGGCGGGGAGGCUGCUGGCUCAGAGGCUGUAUGGAGGCUCCUCUGUCAAGUGUGACUAUGAAAACGUCCCAACAACUGUCUUUACUCCUCUGGAGUACGGCUGCUGUGGCCUGCCUGAAGAGAAAGCUAUCGAGAAAUUCGGGGAAGAAAACAUCGAAGUUUACCACAGUUUCUUUUGGCCGUUGGAGUGGACGGUUCCUUCCCGAGACAACAACAAGUGCUAUGCAAAGAUAAUCUGUAAUCUUAAAGACAACGAACGUGUCGUGGGCUUUCACGUGCUGGGUCCGAACGCCGGGGAAGUGACGCAGGGCUUCGCAGCUGCACUCAAGUGUGGGAUGACCAAGCAGCAGCUGGACAGCACUAUUGGGAUCCAUCCUGUCUGUGCGGAGAUAUUCACCACGUUGUCGGUGACGAAGCGUUCUGGGGGAGACAUCCUCCAGACCGGCUGCUGAGGUUAAGCCCUGGUGUGGUUGCUGCCGCAGGACUACAGACCACACCGCCUUGUUCCCUUGCCCACAUCCAGGUGAAGUUCAGGAAGACUCCUGGGCUCCCGGCACCUAUCCAAGGUGCUGUCCUACGGCCACCAGGUCCCUGGGAUCUCGUGGGUAGGAGGUGGCAGGUAGGAGGUGGCAGCAUCACACUGGGGUCACCUUGACGGACUCAGACAGACAUUUCGGCAGCGCAUCAGGAGAUGCAUCCAUGAAGUCACCAGCCUCAAGCCCUUGCGGUGGGCAGUGACAGAUCAGCUGUCGGACCUGUCCAGCUCGACCUUCCCUUAGGUUGUGUAAUCUCCUUCUCAUGCUGUCUUAUGUCGAUUCUCGUUUUCAUUUUUUUCCCAUGGGGUCAAUGACACUAGAGAUAGGGAAUGUUAGCAAUCAGUUUUGUCUAAUAGCAUGGCGUGGCUGGACUGGCCACAGUCUUAGUGUGUGGAAGGGGGAUGAACUGGCUUACGGGAGCCACACACAUUUGUCCCAGGAAGAGCAAUUGCCCUGUGACUAAAAUACACUGAUGGUUUUGCUGACCCGUGUAGCAUCAUCUGUUUUGGUAAGGUUUAUGUCCCAAACCAGAGAGACCGCGGUCCACUUUGUGCAAGUUUCCCCGCUGCGCACAGCGCUGAAGCCGCUUAGGAAGGGAGGUGGUGACUUGGCCGGACUUCUCAGCUCUGUUGUGCGGCCCUCGCUGUAGGGUAGAUUUUUGCCAGCACGGGAUGUUGGACAACAAACGUCUGUCUCGAUACGGUUUAUUGUCCGUUGGUCUGAACCAACUGAGAUUGUCUGCAGUGGAGAAUGCUUAAUCUGCUUUAAACUUGGGGUUUCUGGGAGGUGGAUUUGGUUUUAGCUUCUGUCCCCUGAGAGCUACAUUCGUAGGCAAGCAGCUCUUUCCAGACACAGCACAUAAAUCUUGUGAGGUAAUUAGUUUUGUGAGGAAGCUGUUCAUAAUGUAAGUUAUUAUUAUUAUCGAACACAGGUGGAUGUGAAGGAUUUUCAGUGAAAAACCAACUGGUUUUUCCCUUUUCUCUUGAACCCAGUGGAACUCUGGCGGCACCACCGCUGGUGUUUUUGCAGCGUGAUUUUAGCUCCUGGGUUACGUGACCGUGAACACGCAGUCUGAGGGCUGUGUUCACACCAUCUUUCCCACUAUAAACAGCCAUCAGGCCACCAGCCCUGGUCCUGUAGCUCCUUUUCUUGCCCUCCCCCCUCACCCGUCUCUACCUGCAGUACUGACUGGUGUUUCCCAGUACACUCUGGGCCGCCUCAGGGAACGUGUGCCUGUCCAGUGUUCAGCACCUUCCCGGCCCCACGAGGCUACCGCACGUCCUCAUCCCAUCAGCUCAUGUGAAGAAGAUAGGAAGAGGAGCAAGGAUAGGGGACCCGAGGGGAGUUGAUUCUGUUCAGUUUUAUUUAUUUAUUUUUAAACAUUUUUUUCUCCCAAGUCUGCCAGUCUUAGACUAGAACGACAGUGUAGGGUUAACUGUUCCUAAUCAUGUUGUGAUUCUCUUAGUGGAACAGCAUGUUCCGCCCCCACGAGAAGGAAUGGCCUUCUUGUUUAUGUUCUGUAAUCGCACAAUGUACUGUAACUCAGAUUCCAAUUCCAUGUAUUUUUGUUACAAAUUUUCUGGGGAAAAAAAAACGUGAACGA
This is a messenger RNA of Microtus ochrogaster (prairie vole), 3393 nucleotides long. It is a transcript of the gene Txnrd1, whose product is annotated as thioredoxin reductase 1. Gene Ontology annotation, biological process: cell redox homeostasis; glutathione metabolic process; cellular response to oxidative stress. NCBI's taxonomy places the organism in Eukaryota, Metazoa, Chordata, Mammalia, Rodentia, Cricetidae. Gene Ontology annotation, cellular component: cytosol; mitochondrion. Gene Ontology annotation, molecular function: glutathione-disulfide reductase (NADPH) activity; flavin adenine dinucleotide binding; thioredoxin-disulfide reductase (NADPH) activity. The record is from RefSeq and is a predicted model, not a curated record.